This is a messenger RNA of Effrenium voratum, 1203 nucleotides long. Lineage: Eukaryota; Dinophyceae; Suessiales; Symbiodiniaceae. The record is from the annotation of a GenBank genome assembly.
AUGCCUUUCCGCUGCUCGGUCCGUGUCGGCCUGUGGCGAGCGUGUGGUGCUGGCGCGCUGGCCGCGCUCUGGCGCCUGGCUUCGCCCACUUUUCCAGGGGUUGCUCGAGCUUUGGUGGUUCGGCGCUCCAGCUGCAAGAGCUAUGCGGCAUUGGGGCCAGGGGGGCCCUUGGUGCCCCACCAGCUCCAACGUAGGCCAGUGGGGGAGAGGGACGUGGCAAUCCGCAUCAAGUACGCGGGGAUUUGCCACUCGGACAUUCACCAGGUGCGGCAGGAGUGGGCUGAGGCCAUGUUCCCCAUGGUGCCAGGCCAUGAGGUGGGCGGUGUGGUCCAGGCGGUGGGGGCGGCGGUGACCAAGUUUCGGGUGGGGGACCGUGUGGGGGUGGGCAACCUGCUGGACAGCUGCCGCCAGUGCCGCCAGUGCCUGGCCGGACAGGAGAACUACUGCCGCACUGGGCCUGUGUACGCGUAUAACGACAGGUUCAAGUACCCGCACUGCGCGGAGUUCGGAGACGAGGCCGGAGGGGGCCGGACCUAUGGCGGGUACUCCCAGGCAGUGGUGGUGGAUGAGGCCUUUGUGUGCCGCGUGCCGGAGGCCUUGGACCUGGCAGGCGCCACGCCGCUGCUGUGCGCGGGCAUCACCGUGUACUCGCCCCUGAAGUUCUACGGCCUGCGGAAGAAGCAGCGGCUGGGUGUGGCGGGGCUGGGGGGCUUGGGCGCCAUGGCGGUGCUCAUCGGCAAGGCAAUGGGCGCUGACGUGACGGUGCUGUCACGCUCGGAGGCCAAGCGCCAUGAGGCGUUGCAGGAGCUGAAGGCGGACAGCUUUGCAAUCUUCCCCGAAGCGAAAGAAGCCGGGCCCGUGGGCGUGGGGGAUUUCGACAUGAUUGUGGACACCAUCGCGGGUGAUCAUGAGCUGCAGCCCUACAUCAGAGCCCUGGCGCCGGAUGGCAAGCUGGUGGUGCUGGGCAUCCCCCCGAAGCUUUUGAGCUUCCAUGCCUUCGAGCUUAUCGCGGGCCGCAAGAGCCUGGCUGGAUCCAUCUCUGGGGGCAUCAAGGAGACGCAGGAGAUGCUGGAGUUCUGCGCCCAGCACCGCAUCACCUGCCCUCACGAGCUCAUUGGCGCCAGCCAGAUCAAUGAGGCCUUUGACCGUGUGGUGAGGUCCGACGUAAAGUACCGCUUUGUCAUCGACACCGGCACCAUGUGA